UCUAGUAGACAUACACUCUGGAGAACUGAGAACUUACUCUGGAGCCACUUCUCUACAACCAAAUGAGGUACUUGGAUUUGAAUUGGACUGAUUUGAAUUGAUUGAGUUGAACUGAACUGGAUUGAUUGGACUGAAAUGGACCCUUGCUGAGUAAUCUGGAUUGGAUCAAGGUAUACAGACAGGAUCUCUAUGGGAUGAGCUGCUUGUUGUUUUUAUCAUGGAGAAGAUGGGCCUAAUGGAAAUACUCUUCAUUACUUUCAAUCACAACGUCACUUUUCUGGGGAAGACAUGGUUGAUCUUGAUGGUGGUCCUGAGGUUACUCAUCCUCCUGUUCUCUGGCUAUCCCCUCUUCCGGGACGAGCAGGAGCACUUUGUGUGCAACACCAUCCAGCCAGGCUGCACCAACGUCUGCUUCGACAGCUUUGCUCCCCUCUCCCUCUUCCGCUUCUGGCUGUUCCAACUGAUCAUGCUCUGUCUCCCUCACCUGAUGUUCAUCUCUUAUAUCAUCCACAAAGUAUCGUCAACUCUCCGUAUCAGAGGGAACUAUUUCUCUGGGAGCAGAAGUCAGACCGGAGCAGGCACUCUGUGCACCCCUCUACACGCUCUACCAAAAGGAACACCUAACUUUGUAAGUGCCUAUCUUCUGGAUGUGAUACUGCGGAUUCUGCUGGAGGCAGCGUUCAGUGCCGGACAGUACUACCUCUAUGGCUUCUCUGUCCCCAGGAGCUUCCAGUGCUAUGAAUUUCCCUGUACGUCCAUGGUGGAGUGCUACAUAUCCAGCCCCACAGAGAAGACCAUCAUGCUCAACUUCAUGCUGGCGGCUGCCUCCCUCUCUCUGCUACUGAACUUGGCAGAUCUUGUGUGCUCUGUGCAAUGGAUGGUGACACAGAGGACCAAGAGAAAGGGCAGACGGUUGAUGAAAGGUGGGGUUGGGGAGGACAUGGAAGUCCUGUACAACCAGAACCACAAGACCCCCAAAACUGUCCUCAAGAGAGGACAAAGUCACAUGGACAAACCAACCUUGAACUGUAAUCCAAACGGUGACGUUUCACACAGAAGAGUCAGAAUAAAUGAUGAGACUCGCGUUAGGGUGGUUGCCCAACCACUGCAGGGGAGCAGGCUGCCGCGGAGGGAUGCAAAGAUUGAGCCGCCAUUUCACCCCAUUCCUAUGGGGGCUCCAUGGAGCGGGCACUUCGUUCAUCCCAACCACAUCUCCCGUUCAUCUUCCGUCCCUCUCUCCCGGCAGUUAGAGAGAGACCCAGUAGUAGUGUCACGCCAAUUUACACCCUCACAAAUGUACAGUGGUCGGAGGCAUGGCCAGUCCACCAUGGUAGACACAACACUCCUGGAGCAGCAUCAUGAUAGUGCAGAAUCCCGUGAUAGGCUCCUGGACGACAUCAACCUGCAGGAAGUAAGGGGAUCCUCAAGCUCUUCCAGUGAUUCUUCUUCCUCAUCAGAUGCUCAGUAAAGUAGAUUGUUUUAUUUAGACCUAUGUAAUUCUAUGCGAAGCAGCAACACAACAAUGGGAGAGCUGUGUUUUUUAGUUCAACAACUCUGAUGAUUUACUCAUUACAUACACUUAAAUUCAUUUUUCCCCAAAUUGUAAUAAUAGGCUACAUUGCAUUUUGCUGUUGUGACUUCGCACUUUCAGCUCUACAAACAGAAUGUGUUCACUGUAUGUGUUAGCUAACAGAAUUAUAAUGGGUGAUCCAAUUUAAUGCCAGUUAGUUGACUUUCAAUGAGCAAUGAUGGCCGCACUCCGCUGUUGUUCAGCUCACACGGUCUUUCAUUGGGUUCCCAAACAACAGUCAGAGAAGACUGACAUGCCCUGACUCAUCAGAAGCUAAGACCACUUGGAGAACUGAGGGAAACAAAGGAACAUUACUCCUCUACCAGGGUGGCAGGUAGCCUAGCGGUUAAGAGCGUUGGGCCAGUAAUCGAAAGGUCGAAUCCCUGAGCCGACUAGGUGAAGAAUAUGUUGAUGUGCCCUUGAGCACAUGUUACAUUCAGCAUCACCCCUUCAAGGGAAAUAUAGUUUUCUUUCUAACAAAGAUAUUGACAUAUAUUUCAGUAUGUUGUGCAUCCCUGGAAAUAAUUUUAAAAACCGUUUUGAAAACAUACACUAUAUAUACAAAAGUAUAUGGACCCCUUCAAAUGAGUGGAUUUGGUUAUUUCAGCCACACCGUUGCUGUAUAAAAUCAAGCACACAGUCAUGCAAUCUCUAUAGACACACAUUGGCAGUAGAUUGGCUGAAGUGCUCAGACUUUCAACAUGGCACCGUCAUAGGAUUGACAUUUUAGUCAUUUAGCAGAUGCUCUUAUCCAGGGCAACUUACAGUAGUGAGUGCAGACAUUUUCAUACUGGUCCCCCGUGGGAAUCAAACCCAUAACCCUGGCAUUGAAAUCACCAUGCUCUACCAACUAAGCUACAAAGGAUGCUAUCUUUUCACCAGGUCAGUUGGUCAAAUUUCUGCCCUGCUAGAGCUGCGCCAGUCAACAGUAAGCGCUGUUAUUGUGAAUUGGAAACGUCUAGGAGCAAAAACGGCUCAGCCGCAAAGUGGUAGGCCACUUAAGCUCACAGGAUGGGACCGCCGAAUGCAGAAGCGCGUAGCAGGUAAAAAUCAUCUGUCCCCGGUUGCAACAAUCAUUACUGAGUUCCAAACUGCCUCUGGAAGCAACGUCAGCACAAUAACUGUGUCGAGAACUUCAUGAAAUGGGUUUCCAUGGCCGAGAAGCCGCACACAAGCCUAAGAUCACCAUGGCAAUGCCAAGCGUCGGCUUGAGUGGUAUAAAGAACGUCCACAUACUUUAGUAGUGUAUCUUUUCCAAAGAAAGUGGUCCCUUGGAACAACUUACUUAAGUGGGUGAUGAUGCUGGUAGGUCAAAGGUUAAUUAAAGGAAUGGGCUUGUGGUAUAUGCAUCUUAAAUAUAUGCCUACAUUCAGAUAUAGUUGUCUGGGACAGGGAUGUUGUUUCAUUUUUCAAUUCGUAGGCAAGUUCUCUACAUUUAUAUAAUUUGUUUUUUAAGUAAUUAUACAGACUAUUAAACAUUUAUGUACACAUGGGGCUGCCAUAAUCAUUACCUUGUUUGUUUUAAGGCUCCCGAGUGGUGCAGCUCAGUGCUAGAGGCGUCACUACAGACCCUGGUUCAAUUCCAGGCUAUAUCACAACCAGCUGUGAUUGGGAGUCCCAUAGGGCGGCACACAAUUGAGCCAGCGUUGUUUGUAUAGGGUUUGACCGGGGUAGGCUGUCAUUGUAAAUAGGAAUUUGCUCUGACUUGCCUAUUUAAACAAAAAAUAUUUGUAAAAGUCCACGAAACAACAGGGUCGCGUAACAUCUGAAUAAGUGUAUGCCAUUGUCUUUACUGCCCUCCACUGGUAGAUAAAUGAAAGUGCAGAUACAAGAAAGAACCACUCUGCCAGAGAUGAAAAAUUCUUAAUCCAUUUUAAAAUACCUAUACAUACUGUAUGUAGAUAUUUUUCCUUAACUGUAAAUUAUUUUUAUAUUUUAAAUCAUUUUUAUUUUCUGAAUUUGUUUUGUAAGCAUGAUGUUUGGUGUUCACAUGGGAAAACCACAACAGUGAGUCAGCUCCUACUCAACCUUAUUGAUCCGCUGUUCAUAUGCAUCCCAAAUGGCACCCUAUCCCUAAAAUAGUGCAUUACUUUUGACCGGAGCCAUGUUCAUCUGAAAAUGAUCCAACCCUCACUGGUCCUAUAUGCUGUUGGUACAGUACUCAGAUAUCAUGGUUGACAGAAACUAGUGAUAGAUUAAUAUAGGCAGAGAAUUCAGCAUUGAGCAUAAGAGAACAUCAAAAAUAUAUAUAAUAUAUCAAGCUGUCCUCAAAAAAAAAAAAAAAAAAAAAAAUUGUAAGAUUUGGUAAGAAACUCCGUUCUCCUUCAUUUAGUAUGAUACAUUACAUUAGGUUACAUUAUGAAUGGAAUAGCAGUUGUACAAUAUCAUAGAAAUGAGAGGACGUAGAGUAUUUGUUUUACCUGAUCAAACAAUAAAUAGCAUACGAAUUGGAUGUUGUAACUUAUAAUACAUCUUGGAGGACAUAUAGUAUUAUAAGUCUUUCUCUGAGACCAGAUUGCAUGUUGCGAAGAGAAUUCAGUAGGAUUAUAUGAUUGUUGUCCUUGGUGACAGAAAAAUCCAUUCUCACUCCUUGGAUGUUGAUGUCGGAGUAAAUGUAGAGAUCACUACAUACAAUGGACGAUUCCCAGCAAGCCUACAGGGUUGCAUUCAUUAUUGCGAACCGUAUCCAAACGCAGCAAACUGUUUUGCAACAGAAAACGAAAACGAGCAUUUCUUACAGGAUAAAGUCAGGAAGUCCCUUCCUGUUUUAGUAUGUUUUCUUUGUUUGGGGCCUAGUGAAUAUGACUCUGUUGUGUAAUGGAAAUAAGUGGAGAGACAGUAUACAGGCUAUUAGUGUUCUCUGUGUAUUGAAGAAUUAGAAAACACUGUCAGAGUAGAGGCAACAUAGAAUAGAUAUGCAAAAUUGUUGUUUUUCCUGUAUAUGGAAAUGGAAAUGUCAUGCAUACAUUGACUUACUCACAAACUCAUACAUACACACUUUCACGAACAUGGACUGACAGAUAUAGCCAUAACCGUUGACCUUUGCCACUCUCACCUCUAGUCUAAUUUUGAGUGAUGAAUGAACGAUGUACAACCCUGUCUGAAGAUAUAGUGGUAAAGGAAUUAGAGAGCCUGCUUCACUGAACAUACACUGAACAAACAUUUAAACACAACAUGUAAAGUUUUGGUACC
This is a messenger RNA of Oncorhynchus nerka (sockeye salmon), 4762 nucleotides long. RefSeq names its product gap junction delta-4 protein-like. Gene Ontology annotation, biological process: cell-cell signaling. Gene Ontology annotation, molecular function: gap junction channel activity. The transcript has 2 exons. Gene Ontology annotation, cellular component: connexin complex. The record is from RefSeq and is a predicted model, not a curated record. NCBI's taxonomy places the organism in Eukaryota, Metazoa, Chordata, Actinopteri, Salmoniformes, Salmonidae. Bases 218 to 1468 code for a protein of 416 amino acids.